AUGACAGAGGUUUCUUCUACCCGCCUCUACCUGGGCAAUCUCCCCCGCAAUGCCACCAAGGCGGACGUCGAGGCCCACUUCCAGACCCAUGGGACUGGCGAGAUUACUGAGAUCAAGCUCAUGAAUGGCUUCGGCUUCAUAGAGUACAAGGAUGCAAUGGACGCCCGCGAUGUUGUUCCAGCUUUCCAUGGCUCCGACUUCAUGGGCGAGCGCCUGAUUGUCCAGUUCGCUCGCGGGUCGCGCCGCAAUGAGAACUUCACUCCGCAUGAGCGCGCGGCUCCGCGCCCACGUCGUACUCCUUUCCGGAUGAGGAUUGCCAAUCUUCCGGUCGAGACCAGCUGGCAGGACCUCAAAGAUUUUGCCCGGCAGUCUGGCCUGGAUGUCGUCUACUCCGAAGUGGGUCGCGAGCGCGACGGUACUGGAUUCGUGGAAUAUGAGACGGCCGCCGAUCUGAAGACCGCAGUGGAGAAGCUGGACCGCCGUGAGUUCAAGGGUCAGGAGGUCCAAUGCACCCAGGACGUCUCUGACCCGCCCCCACCUCCCCCGUUCAAGCCUCGAGUCGCCUAUGGUGGCCCCGGUGGGGCAGAUGAUCGAGGACGUGACAGGUACCGGUCGCGCUCGCCUGCUGGUCGACGUGGAUACCCGCCUGCUCCGUACGACGACUACUACGAACGCCGUGGUGGUGCGCCCCGGGGUUAUAGUCCCCGCCGCGAUGACUACCGCCGCCGCACUCCACCGCGGGACUUCUACGAGAGCCGUGACAGGUAUGGGCGUUCGCCACCUCGUGGCCGCGGCCCGGCUGAUGAAUAUGGCCCUCCUCGCGCACGCUACCCCGAAGACCCGUACGAUGCUCGCGGUCCACCACCCCGUCGCUACGAUGAUCCCUACGUGAACGGCCACGCUCGUCCAUACGAGGGUCGUCCGCCGUCCCCGCGUGGAGCACGCCCGCGAAGCCCAGCAGCUCGUCCCCCUUAUGAGGCAGAAUAUCCUCCGAGGGGCCGUUACUGGUAA
Molecule: messenger RNA, 1011 nt
Organism: Trematosphaeria pertusa
Lineage: Eukaryota; Fungi; Ascomycota; Dothideomycetes; Pleosporales; Trematosphaeriaceae
Exons: 5
Coding region: 1-1011 (336 amino acids)
Cellular component (GO): ribonucleoprotein complex; nucleus; cytoplasm
Molecular function (GO): mRNA binding
Source: RefSeq, a predicted model, not a curated record